CCUUCCCGCCGUGAGGGGGAGGCGGCCGCGGCCCCGCAGCCGCAGCCAUGGCGCUGGUCACCCUGCAGCGCUCGCCGACCCCCAGCGCCGCCUCCUCGGCCAGCACGAGCGAGGCGGAGGCCGGCAGUGAUGAAGAGCGUAGGUUAAAUGUGAGCCUCAGCGAGAGCUUUUUCAUGGUGAAAGGUGCAGCCCUUUUCUUACAGCAAGGAAACAGCUCCCAGGGUCAGCGAAGCCUUCAGCAUCCUCACAAACAUGCAGGUGAUUUGCCCCAGCACCUCCAGGUGAUGAUCAACCUCCUUCGCUGUGAGGACAGGAUCAAACUGGCUGUGCGUUUGGAGAGCGUGUGGACCGACCGCGUGCGCUACAUGGUGGUGGUGUACAGCAACGGGCGGCAGGACACUGAGGAGAACAUCCUGCUGGGAGUGGACUUCUCCAGCAAGGMGAGUAAAAGCUGCACUAUAGGAAUGGUUCUUCGCCUGUGGAGCGAUACUAAAAUCCAUCUGGAUGGGGAUGGUGGCUUCAGUGUGAGCACUGCAGGGAGGAUGCACAUCUUCAAGCCUGUGUCGGUGCAAGCCAUGUGGUCUGCUUUACAGAUCCUCCACAAAGCCUGUGAAGUUGCCAGGAGRUACAACUACUUCCCAGGAGGGGUGGCCUUGGUGUGGGCCACCUACUACGAGAGCUGCAUCAGCUCAGACCAGAGCUGCAUCAACGAGUGGAACGCGAUGCAGGACCUGGAGUCCACCCGCCCCGACUCCCCAGCCCUCUUUGUUGACAAGCCGACGGAAAGGGAACGAACCGAGCGGCUCAUCAAAGCCAAGCUCCGGAGCAUCAUGACCAGCAAAGACCUGGAAAAUGUGACUUCCAAGGAGAUCCGAAACGAGCUGGAGAAACACAUGAACUGCAACUUGAAGGAAUUCAAGGAAUUCAUAGACAAUGAAAUGCUGCUGAUCCUGGGUCAGAUGGACAARCCAUCCCUGAUUUUUGAUCAUUUAUACCUGGGCUCCGAGUGGAACGCUUCCAACCUGGAGGAGCUGCAGGGCUCAGGCAUUGACUACAUCCUGAAUGUCACCCGGGAGAUCGAUAACUUCUUCCCGGGCCUGUUYGCGUAUCACAACAUCCGCGUGUACGACGAGGAGACCACGGACCUGCUGGCACACUGGAACGAGGCUUAUCACUUCAUCAACAAGGCCAAGAAGAACCACUCCAAGUGCCUGGUGCACUGCAAGAUGGGCGUGAGCCGCUCUGCCUCCACCGUCAUUGCCUACGCCAUGAAGGAGUUUGGCUGGUCCCUGGAAAAGGCCUACAAUUACGUGAAGCAGAAGCGCAGCAUCGCACGGCCCAACGCCGGCUUCAUGCGGCAGCUGCUGGAGUACGAGGGCAUUUUGGAUGCCAGCAAGCAGCGCCACAAUAAACUGUGGAAGCAGCAGGCAGAGAGCAACCUGCCCCAGAACACCGAUGGCACCACGGGAUCRGGAGACUUCUUACUGGAGAGCUUGGACAUCGACCUGGAAAACCGCCUGGCUGACCUGGACAUGCCUUCCCAGUCAGCCUACCUGGACAACCGCGCCGGSUCCGACGUGUCCGUGGGCUUCGAUUACUGCUUCCGCCGCCUCUCRGACACGCUGCUGGAGAACAAGAUUCCCGGAGACAGGGAGGGCUUCUUCCACAUGGAGCAGAUGGAGAGGGAUGCCCUGGUGGGACAGCCUUCACCUGCAUUGUCCCAGGGGAGGCUGCUGGAGACGGGAAAGGCUCCGGAGAGAGCGGAGCCUCUGGCAGAGCUGGGUGGCUUCUGYGAGAAGGAGGCGAAGAAGAAGAUGGACUUCAGCCCCAGGAAGGGAAGGAUGGUCCUUGGGGAACCAGGGGAGGAUGGUGUCAGGGAGGAAAAUCCCAUGGAGAAGUGGAAGCGGCGUUUGUCCAUGCACAAGGAGGAGAGCAGGCUCAAUAGGGAGAACUUGAAUAACAACAACAGCAAAAGGAGUUGCCCAGAGGAUUUUGAGCACGAUGCCGUGUUCGGGAUCCUCAGCAAGGUGAAGCCUUCCUAUCAGUCCUGCACKGACUGCAUGUAUUCCUCAGCUGGGUUAUCCCCCGACUCCUUUGGGGAGCAGUGCGAGAGGCUCGGCGCCGGCACCACGCGGCGCAGCAGCACCAUCUGCACCCAGCCCCCGCUGCUGUCCCAGCUGCAUUCCCACCUGAUGGACCACCUGCCCAGCAGGGCRCACCCCGAGGAGCCACUCAGAACUAAACACAGCGAGGCUCCGCUUCCUCCAGCUCUGGGAGCUGCAGCUUUGGAGGUUGGCACAUGCAGGCCACUCGAUCAGCCCUGUGGCCUUUUGGAGAGAGGGAAGGAUGCGCCCAAAACGCCCAAAAAAACUCCACUGCCCAGGAGAAACUCCCACUGUGAUAGGAGCCUCCUUCACACAGAGGCGGUGAGGGAGGAGUCUCUGGCCAGAAAGGACCCCAGACCCACCAAGGACGUGAAGUACCUGUUGUUCAGCAAAGACUUGGAAAAGCCGAGCGCCAACAGUUACUUGAUGCAGCACCAGGAGUCGCUGCUCCAGCUGCAGAAGGCAGGAUUGGUCAGGAAGCACACCAAAGAGCUGGAGCGCCUCAAGAGCCUGCCCUCRGACGCCUCGGCGCUGCUCCGGGACAGCCCCCUGGGCAGGGUCGACUCCAGCAUCGUGGAGGAAAGCGAGGAGUUGAUGUCCCAUCCCGGCCUUGUGCCUCUCCUGGCCCCGGCCCCGCUGCUGGCCCGAGACGCAGAGAACGACGUGGAGAAGCUGGGGGUGAAGCGCAUCCUGGAGGGCACCUCCCAGAAAACCUCCACGCCGGCCGGGUUCCGCCCGGAGCACACGAGCAGCUUCACCAAGGACUUCCUGAAGACCAUCUGCUACACCCCCUCGUCUUCCCGCAGCUCCAACCUGACACGGAGCUCCAGCAGCGACAGCAUCCACAGCGUGCGGGGCAAGCCUGGCCUGGUGAAGCAACGCACGCAGGAGAUCGAGACCAGGCUGCGCCUGGCCGGCCUCACCGUGUCCUCCCCCCUGAAAAGGUCCAAUUCCCUCGCCAAGCUGGGAUGUCUGAACUUGUCCUCUGAGGACUUGUCGAGUGAUGUGGAUGUGUCCACCAUCACGGACUCCAAGGAGGCCGUGUCCAGCGAGUGCUCCGGGCUCUGUGAGCCCCCGCCCAGGAGCGCAGACGGCACCUCCAAACCUGGGGUGAAGCUGCUGGGUGGGAACUUGAAGAACACGCUUUGGAUGGGCAAAAGUUGAUGCCUUUCAGGGAAGGAGGGGGCUGGAUUUGGGGGUUUUAYAGCAUUUAUUCAUUGCGCCAGUGCUGUUUUAUCUUCUGACUUGCAGCAGUUUAUCUGGUGCCACCUCCUCGUCCCCUCCCUGUGCUCCAAGAGAGGAGGACAGAACCACGAUAGGUAACGGUGAAGGGCACAAGGGAAAUAAAAUGUGUUGCAUGGCUUAGAGGAGGACUUGGUGUGUGACUUACCUGUUGUCCUGCAGGAUGCUCUUCCUAGUACUGUUUGCCAAGUGUAAUAACGUGGAUUUGUGUGUGGUUAUGGAUAGAUAUUUGUAUCUCUAUCUAUCUGUAUCUAAAAUGCUGAAAUACUCUGUUUCAAAGACUCAAAAUAAUUAUUCAUUACUUUUUUUUUACAGAACAAACACAAGUCUCUAUUUAUAAACAGGGCACUUGUGRAAAAUCCUUAAAAUGGUGACACGCACACUACCUCUGUUCUCGCUGGCUUUUCAUCCUGGUUUGUUGUUUGGGGCUUUUACCCAAAAGGCUUUUCCCGGAAUUCUUGCUGUUGUUUGAAGGAAUUCCCUUAUCAUUAGCUGUAAAGGCCUGGAAGAGUGUGGACACAGAGGCUUCGGUGACAGAGUUCUGAGCUGUGUCCGUGGGGAUGCUGUGACCCGMUGUCACUGCGGCUGUGUGGCUGUCACAGGUGUUGUGUUCUUGGGGUGUUUUGCUGUUGUCAUGGUCUGUGUUGUCCCAGUGUUGACAGAGCCUGGCCAGUGGUUGCCCGUGGGCCCUCGUGAUGUGAAGCUGUGUCAGUGUCGUGGAUCCUGUGCCAGGGACCCUCUGUCACUGGGCUGUGGGUGACAUGGUGUGGCUCUCCUGGAGUCCCAGUAGGUGACCGAGUGUCUUUUAUGGUCGUGCUGUUGGUUUUGUAGGUCCUGGGUUUGCUGGCAGCCCAGGGAGCUGCUGGAGGAAUCCUGGGUGUUGUUURUGGUGGGUGGCCCUGGAGCAGGAGCUGGGCCCGUCCCAGACCCCACAGGGUGUGAGAGCCACAUCAGUCCCACCCAGGGAGCAGCUGGACAGAAAUGUGGACACGCUUGGAGGAGAGAGGUGUUGGAGGAAAAAAUCUCCAUGGAAAGGUUUUCUUGUCUCUCUUUGAGGUGGGGCAGAGCCAGGCUGCAGCAGCCGGYCUGAAUUGUAUUGACUGAAAACCCGGUGUCUCGAGGAAGGGAGAUGUGUUUUCCUGCCCUAAAUGCCUGCAGUUCCCUUUUUUUCCCUUAAGCAUAAGAUCCUGCAUGAUUCAUUUGUGUGAGGAAUUGUAGGGACAGGCAAUCAGUGAAUAAUUGUCCCUCCUGAACCAGUCUAAAUUUGAUGUGCACUUGUUCCACUCAGGAGAGCUGGUGUGGAGCAAAAGGGGGGGAAGUUGUGCAGGAGCGAAGUGCUGGGUUGUGCUCAGGGUGGGAUGAGACCCCAUGAGCUAUGGCCAGACCCAUUCCCUGUGUUUGGAUCAUCUUUAUUCUCCUUUGCACCCAGAUGUGGAUUUGGGAAGGAGCAGGUGGGAGCGCAGGGGCCGUUGGGUGCCACAGGGCUUGGAGCAGCAGCUGGGAAACCUUCCCUGCCUGGGAACCUCUGCAACCUCCAGAGCGAUCCCAGCACAAUUCCACCUUCACCCUCGGCUCACUGGGGCCACCCAUGGGGUCCUUCUCUGUGUGCUCCGACCCUUCCCAUCACUGCCUGGCUGAGGGAAGAGGUGCUGGGGACGGAUUUGAAUGAACUCUGAAAACUCUGUGAACCAAUACAAGCAAAGAUGUGAUUUCCUUCCCGUUUCUCGAGUGCCUGCCGAGUUCUGCYGCGUCCAACCCAUCACUUUCCAGGGCUCAGCUCGGCACCCUCCAUCCUCCCCGCUGCUGCUCCCACUUGGCUGUGGCUGGAUCAACCCCAGGCUUCUCUCUGGGCUCGGGGCUCCCUCCCUGCGUGCUGGGGAUGCACACGCGGUUUGUGGGAGCUGCUCCGGCAGCACCGCUGUGCCAUUCCCAGGGGUUUGUAGCCAAACCUGCCCCAUCACACCGGGUUUGUUGCAUGACAAGGUUGAUGUGUUUGUCCUCCCCGCGUGUCGUACGUGUCCUUACGAUGGAGUGCCUUACUCAUGGUUUACAAACACUGUGUAUCUGCUGAGCUGUUCUCUGCUGUUUGCUGUUCUCUUGGGGAGGUUUUGGUGCUUUUGGUGUUUCCGGUGGCAGUGAGACCGUCCCUCCUCCUGUCCUGCCCUCCUGUCCCCGCCGAGCUCGGCUCUGCUCACCUGCUACCACUUCCCCCUGCUCUGGGCACGGCAGAACCAAAGGGCUCCGUGCCAGCCCAGGUGCCGGUGGCCGCUCCCGGUGUCYCCGUUUAUCCCAUUUAUCUAUGCAUCGCUGCCGGAACGCGGGCGGGGUGUGCAGGGACACAUCCCAUCACUGACCACGCUUUGCUCGGCAGAUCCAAACCCCAUCCCGUCCUGCCAGAAAUCCUGAAAUGCACAAACCGGCACCUUAUUCCCAGUGCAGGCGGUGUCGCUCYRUGUGGCAGCAGUGCCCGAGCUCCCKGGGGCCMUCCCCGUGCUGGUGUCACCAAUUCCUGGCCAGAGUGGUGGGGACUGUCCUGGUCAGUCUGUGAGGAGGGAGGGUGAGUGAAGUGUAGCUGUUCCUGUGCAUUGCUGUACUCCAUAACAACGUUCCUUUAUUCCAUGGUAUUUCUUAAUCCUGGUUUUAUAUUGAAAUCUGCAGGAUUUUUGUACUGUACGCCCGCGGGAGGGGAUGCAUCAUGCACUUUUUUUUUUUACUUUUGUUUGUAAAAAUGUCCUGGAUAUUUUAUGUGCUUCUUGUGAGAAAAA
Malurus melanocephalus (red-backed fairy wren) is the source of this 6112-nucleotide messenger RNA. It is a transcript of the gene SSH1, whose product is annotated as slingshot protein phosphatase 1. The transcript has 15 exons. NCBI's taxonomy places the organism in Eukaryota, Metazoa, Chordata, Aves, Passeriformes, Maluridae. Gene Ontology annotation, biological process: protein dephosphorylation; negative regulation of actin filament polymerization; actin cytoskeleton organization. The record is from RefSeq and is a predicted model, not a curated record. Gene Ontology annotation, molecular function: protein tyrosine/serine/threonine phosphatase activity; actin binding. Gene Ontology annotation, cellular component: cytoplasm. The coding region runs from base 48 to 3269 and encodes 1073 amino acids.